Molecule: messenger RNA, 4996 nt
Organism: Neofelis nebulosa (Clouded leopard)
Lineage: Eukaryota; Metazoa; Chordata; Mammalia; Carnivora; Felidae
Gene: LOX
Product: lysyl oxidase
Exons: 7
Coding region: 113-1360 (415 amino acids)
Biological process (GO): peptidyl-lysine oxidation
Molecular function (GO): protein-lysine 6-oxidase activity; copper ion binding
Source: RefSeq, a predicted model, not a curated record
UGCGCCCGCCUCCCCGGUUGGAGAGUUGUCCCUCUCUCUCACGUUUGGGCCCCGUUUUCCUGGUCUCCGAGCUACGUCCUCCCGGAGUGGGGACAAUCGAGCAAAGGGAGCGAUGCGCUUCGCCUGGACCGCGCUCGUGCUCGGGCCGCUGCAGCUCUGCGCGCUCCUGCGCUGCGCCCAGCCGGCCGCCGGCCAGCAACAGCCCCCUCGCCAGCCGCCGGCGGCCCCGGCCGCCUGGCGCCAGCGGAUCCAAUGGGAGAACAACGGGCAGGUGUUCAGCCUGCUGAGCCUGGGCUCGCAGUACCAGCCGCAGCGCCGAAGGGACCCGGGCGCCACCGCCCCGGGCGCUGCCAACGCCGCCGUCCCGCAGCCGCGCACGCCCAUCCUGCUGCUUCGCAACCGCACGGCGGCAGCACGGGAGCGGACCCCGGGCUCGUCGGGGGCCGCCGGCCGACCCCGACCCGCCGCUCGCCACUGGUUCCAAGCCGGCUACUCGCCGUCCGGGGCCCGCGACGCUGGGGACUCGCGCGACGGCAAUGGGACGGAGCCAGGAGAGCGCCCGGCGCUCAGUAACCUGAGGCCGCCUAGCCGCGUAGACGGCAUGGUGGGCGACGACCCCUACAACCCCUACAAGUACACCGACGACAACCCUUAUUACAACUACUACGACACGUACGAAAGGCCCCGGCCUGGGAGCAGGUACCGGCCCGGAUACGGUACCGGCUACUUCCAGUACGGUCUCCCGGACCUGGUGCCAGACCCAUACUACAUCCAGGCUUCCACGUACGUGCAGAAGAUGUCCAUGUACAACCUGAGAUGCGCAGCGGAGGAAAACUGCUUGGCCAGCUCAGCAUACCGGGCAGAUGUCAGAGAUUAUGAUCACAGGGUGUUGCUGCGAUUCCCCCAAAGAGUGAAAAACCAAGGGACAUCAGAUUUCUUACCAAGCCGACCAAGAUACUCCUGGGAGUGGCACAGCUGUCACCAACAUUACCACAGCAUGGAUGAAUUCAGCCACUAUGACCUACUCGAUGCCAGUACCCAGAGGAGGGUGGCUGAAGGCCACAAAGCGAGUUUCUGUCUUGAGGACACCUCCUGUGACUAUGGCUACCACAGGCGAUUUGCAUGUACUGCCCACACACAGGGGUUGAGUCCUGGCUGCUAUGAUACCUAUAAUGCAGACAUAGACUGCCAAUGGAUUGAUAUUACAGAUGUAAAGCCUGGAAACUACAUUCUAAAGGUCAGCGUGAACCCCAGCUACCUGGUGCCGGAAUCAGACUAUUCUAACAAUGUCGUGCGCUGUGAAAUCCGCUACACGGGACACCAUGCGUAUGCCUCGGGCUGCACAAUUUCACCGUAUUAGAAAGCAAGCCAAAACUCCCAAUGGAUAAAUCAGUGCCUGGUGUUCUCAAGUGGGAAAAAAUAGAUUAACUUCAGUAGGACUUAUAUAUUUUCAAAAACAGAACAGAAAACAACAAAAGAAUUUUUUUUUUUGGACUCUUUUACACCCAAGCACAUAACUGGAUUUUGGACAUUUAAAUUGGCAUUAUUUGGGACAUUUUUAAUAUUAUUAUUUGUAUUACCUUGCGAAUGAACACAGUGUUUCCAUUCUGUAGAUGUACACGUGGCCCUUUCAAGGAAAUCCAAAUUUCUUAGGCUCCUUCAGAAAUUACAGUGUAAAAGUGAAAAUAACAUUUCAGUGAAUGAGCCAAAAUUACUAUGAACUGAGAAUUUUCUUAAGUGCUGAAACUUCAGUAAACCAUAGCAAUAACUGGCUUGUAUAUGUCUUAGCAUAGAUCCGUUUAGAAAGGAGGUUCCUACUGUGCGAAUAGAUACGGACACAUCUGGUGCUGAGGAAGGACCAAACAUAUUACCAUUGGUGUCAAGAAAUAUUAUUAUAUAGCAGAGAAAUGGCAACAUAUGUAUUCAGAUAGUUACAUCCCUAUAUAAAAUUUAUGUUUACAUUUUAAAAUUAGUAAACUCCUGUCUUUCUGUUUAAGUGUACCAUUUCAUUCUGACUUAAGUCAGCUUUGUUUUGGAACAAAUUAAGUAACUGAGCUGCCCAACUCCUGUCUGACAUUCACUGUUGCUGCCUCAAUUCUUUAAUUUUCCUAUGGGCAGAGACCUUUUAAGUGGCAUUCUUAGAAUCACCAUUCUGGGGACUGGUAUACGGAGGACGACUGUGUGAAUGGGAAGUCAUUCUGAUGAUAGAUGUGAUACAUUCAGAGAUACUAUGUAUGCAUUUAAGUAUAUGGACCUUUUAGCUAAAAAUAUUUUCCUUGUUGACAUAAAAAUCAUACAAACAAGUCCCCAAAACCACAACUGUCUCUCAAAUACUUUAAAAAAAAUUGAUGAAAAACAUCUUAGGAUUUUCAACUUUUCUACAUUUUUUUAAUGUAGAAAAUUAAGAAUGCUUUAAAAUGAAGAAUCCUAAAAAAAUUUUUUUUUAAUUAUCCAGAAUAGAAAACAUCAUAUCUGGAUAUAGGAACAUUAUCAGGUCAUCUAGGAAUCAAUCAUACAUUUUUUUUUUCUUGUGUGUCUGAAGUGUAAACCAAAUUAGCAAAGCAUGUAACACUACAUACUUGAGGGGUUGGUGAAUAAGGGAAAGAGAAUACUUUCUAUACAACGAAGGGCUGUGCUGCACCAUGAGACAGCUGUGAUUUUAUUUUCAAACUGUGAAACCAUGUGCCACAACAAAAUUUGGAAGAUUCCUUUUUUUCCCCCUAGAUCCAAAAGGUACAGAGAGAAAUCAAAUGACACUUUUAAGUUAGUGGUGCUCAGGCAGAAGUCUUCCUACGUGAACAAGUAUUAAAAUCUCAAGCAAGGGAUUUCCAGUGCCAGGACAUGUUUGUUAGAAUUUAAAAGUGAGGUGGCAUCCCUCACUGUUAUGUCAUGUAUAUCAUACGUCACAGACUCGUAAAGUCAACACCAACUACUAAGAAUUGUUCCCUACUCACUAGUGCCUAGCGUGGCAAGAGGGGCUAGAGAUGGACCAUCGUCCAGGUGCCGAUGUGAUCCUCCUCUACCAGGGCACACGCUUACCAACAGAGAAUGCGGCUUGAUAGAGACCCAGAACUUUUACUGAGCUAGUAUCUGAGCUACGGAAUAGCUUCUUUGAUGUACCUCUUUGCCUUAUGUUGCGUUUUUUAGUUUUAAGACUGUAGAGUGAUCCUUUCAAAUUAUUAUCUUUUCUAAUAGAGAUAUUUUAAUAUACUUGCUUAAAAAAAAAAAAAACACAACAAAACUACUGUCAGUAUUAAUACUGAGCCAGACUGGCAUCUACAGAUUAAGGCCAUUGAGAUUCUUAUCCUUGUAAAAAUUAUAGCAUGGCCUUUGAACACAUAUGAGAAGACAUUUACUAUCAUUCAUGGAACUUUCCAUCUGUCUGUCCAUCCAUCAUCAUUCAAGGGCCUAAUUACAUGCCAGGUGCUUACAUGCUAGGCCUUGGGAUAUUAAAAAACAACAACUGUCCCCUAACCUCAAGAAGUAUUAAAAAUGUCAUUAUCUCCCUUUAGGUCCACUUUAUUUCAUUUUUAACAACUAUAAGUACAUGUCUGAAAUUUUUCUUUUUUUAGCACUAUUAUUUUUCAUGACCAUAUUUUAUUUUAAAAAAAUAAGUUAAAAUAAAUAGCUAUAUGCAUGUAUGUGUUACUAAUAAUUAAAACUAUGUUUUCAAUCCUUGAAAUGUCUGCCUCUUAAAUAUAAAGCCUACUAUUUGGUUGAUUUUGAGAAAAAAAAGUUUCAAUUAGGAGGCUAAACUUUCUUGCUUAUUCCUUAUGUAAAUAUUCCUUCCUCCCAUUACCCUUAAACACUCCCGAAUAACUCAUAAGUAUUGAUUUAACACUCAAUAUUUUUGAACCUCAAGGGAUCUCGUCUCUGAAUAACCACAAAAAUUCACAUAUAGUGAUUAGCUGGUCAAAGUUAUUCAUUAAUAAAAUUUAAACAAAAAACAUGAUCCAGACUUACCAAACUCCAAAUAAAAUAUUUUUUAAAAAGGAGACAGAAAUAAUCCCAAGAAUGUGGAGUGCUGGAAGGAGAUUGGCUUUUAAACUAAUAAAGACUCUGAAAAAAAGGACUAAAUAAGAAAAUAACUUAUUGACUCCUUCCAUAUGCCAUGUUAGUAGCCUCAUAAUUAUUUAGACUGCAGUCUGCAUUAAAGAUGUCUUGACCUUUGAGGCUAGGAUUCAGUCUCCCAACAGUACUAUAACAUACGAAUCCACAAGUAUCCACAAGAAUUCAUUGCCUGUUUCCAGGAAAUCUUUAUAUUUUUAAAUAGUAAUUUUAUCCACAAUUUCUAUCAUCUAAUUAUUCACUAUGUUUUGUUUGUAAUAAUGAACAAUUUUUUUCUCUCUGAAAUCUCAUAGGAUAAUCACACUUACAAACAUUCGUAACAUUCAGAUUCUGAAGGAAAUGCAGUCCACUAAAAUGAUCAUGGCACUGAGAAUUCAUCUUUAGCAAACUGUGUGAAAAUAUAAUUUAAAAAUACCUUGUUUUGAUAUUAACUGUAUAGUAACUGAUAAGUAAAAAUUGCCCCUUUUCUGGAUUUUUUAUGUUCAGAAUUCAUAUUCACAAUCAGCAUAUUCAAUCAACAGCUCUAUCUCAUUCCCAACUACCCAAAGGCCUGGGCCACUUUUGAACACUUAAAGCAUUUCAUUUAUCCUUCAAACCAGAAUGGUGCUGAAAUAUUUCAACUUGAAUGUAAAAUGUAUUAAGUCUUAGCUCACAAGAUAGAAACAUUUAAUUAAUAUAUAACUGCUUGCUAUGAACUAAAUGACAUGUGAUUUGGUAUUGUAAUGUUUUUGAUGAAGUUUUAGUUUCUUCCAAAUUUUUCAGGAAUCCUAUUUGUAAAACAUCUGUAACUUUUUUAAAGAGCUUUUAUUUUAACUGCCCAGACACUGGCUUUAUAUUCUUCUUUACAUUCUCACAUUCUUUUAUUAUAUGCCUAUACUAUGAUUGCAAGAUUAUGUAAAAAUGCCUUGAAUAAAUGAUUUCAAGUGUC